Scatophagus argus is the source of this 4005-nucleotide messenger RNA. RefSeq names its product serine-rich adhesin for platelets-like. Lineage: Eukaryota; Metazoa; Chordata; Actinopteri; Scatophagidae. The transcript has 9 exons. The record is from RefSeq and is a predicted model, not a curated record. The coding region runs from base 153 to 2615 and encodes 820 amino acids.
UAAGACCCAGACAAACAGCUGGUAUCAUACAAGCUGUGCACAAGGGCAGGGGCAGGAGGAAUAAGGAUCCUCAGAAUCAGCUUUUAAAUUAGUGCAAAAAAUUUAAAAAUCAUAAUUCAUAAAUUGUUGCCUGGGGUUUAAGAGAGGACACAAUGGGUACUGGACCCUUUCUUUCAAUUUUACUUAUAAUUACAGUGGCUAUUGAGUUUGCUACCACACCAGCUGCUGCACAAAGCACUACUGAAGUGCCCACAACAACAGAUGUUGGAUCAACUACAUUUGGAGAAUCAACAACAGCAGAUACACCAAUUACCGUAUCAACUACAAGUGAUGGAUCUACAGCGACUGAUGCAGCAUCAACAACUGGAGGCUCAACAGCAACUGAUGGAUCCAGUGCAACUGGCGGGUCUACAGCAACUGAUGCAGCAUCAACAACUGGAGGCUCAACAGCAACUGAUGGAUCCACUGCAACUGGCGGGUCUACAGCGACUGAUGCAGCAUCAACAACUGGAGGCUCAACAGCAACUGAUGGAUCCACUGCAACUGGCGGGUCUACAGCGACUGAUGCAGCAUCAACAACUGGAGGCUCAACAGCAACUGAUGGAUCCACUGCAACUGGCGGGUCUACAGCGACUGAUGCAGCAUCAACAACUGGAGGGUCAACAGCAACUGAUGGAUCCACUGCAACUGGCGGGUCUACAGCGACUGAUGCAGCAUCAACAACUGGAGGCUCAACAGCAACUGAUGGAUCCACUGCAACUGGCGGGUCUACAGCGACUGAUGCAGCAUCAACAACUGGAGGCUCAACAGCAACUGAUGGAUCCACUGCAACUGGCGGGUCUACAGCGACUGAUGCAGCAUCAACAACUGGUGGUUCAACAGCAACUGGGUCUUCUACUACAAUUGGAGGAUCACCAACUACAAAUGGUCCAUCAACAACAGUUGCAGGGUCUUCCACAGCUGGUGAAACAACAACUGGUGGAUCAAUUCCAGCUGAAGGUUCAAUAACAAGUGGUGGGUCAACGACUACUGGAGGUUCAACAACAGCAACAGGAGGAUCCACAGCAUCUGGUGCAUCAGCACCAAUUGGAAGUUCAACAGCUGGAAGAUCAACAACAGAAACUGGCACAUCAACUGUUCCGGGGUCUGCAAUGAAUGGAGCAUCAGCAACACCCAGCGCACCUUCGAUGACAUCACCUGGACAUUCACCAACAAUUAGUGCAACACCAACAAUAAUCAGCGCAUCAACAACACCUGGUGCAUCAAUUAGCCAAUUAGCUGGAGGAUCAACAACAAUUGCAGGGCCUACAGUAAGUGGUGGGUCAACAACAACUGCAGGGUCUUUAACAAAUGUAACUUCAGCAACCAUCGGAGCAGCUACAAUUAGUGGGUCAACAGCAACAUCACCUGUAGGUGCAACAACACCUGGGAAUUCAACAAUACCUGUAAGACCGGCAUCCCCCAGCAUGCCAACAACUCCAGCCAUGACAAGCAAUGGUGGAUCAAGUAUAACUGAUGGAACAAGCAGCAGAACUACACCAGCAGCAACAACAAUAACGACAAGUACUGGGUCAGCAACUAUAAACGGUGAAACUGCAGCAGCAAUAACAACGACAACAGCAAAUACUACUACUACUACAGCUACUACGACGACUACUACUACUACUACUACUACCACCACUGCGGCUCCCCAACGAGUUGUGGUUGUUGCAGCAACCUUGGUAGAACCAUUUGUCCCAGCACUGAAUGAUAGAGCCAGCCCACAAUUUAAGGCACUUGAAGCAAGAGUCACAGUAGUGUAUGAUAUCAUCUACAGGGCAAGAUAUGGCAGGUUCUUCCUCCGAAGUUUUAUCAUAGCAUUUAGAGCAGCAGUGGCCAUUACUCGAGUGGAUAAUACUGAAGCAGAGGUGGGGGUUCAGUUCAGCAGUAACGCAACAGCAGAUCAAGUUCCCCAGGCCAGUGAUGUUGCACAGACCUUAGUAGAAGCCGUGUCUAACCCCAACAAUACCUUCAACCUUUCUGUUAACGUUGACUCCAUCAAAGCAGUUGUUUUAAAUGAUUCAACAACUUCAAAUACAACUACAAGUGCUCCAACUACAACUACACUUACCACUACAACUACACCUACAACUACAACUACAACUACAACUACAACUACAACUACACCUACAACUACAACCACAAUGUCUACAACAGCUGAGGCAGUCACAACAAGGCGACUGACUUUCCGAUCUGCUGGAGAGACAUUCACAAGUGACUUACUGAAUCAACAAUCUACAGCAUUUUCAAAUCGAGCCUCACUGAUAAGGACAACACUUCAACCUUACUACCAAAGAGCAUUUGCUUCAUUCCGCUCCUUGACAGUGGUUUCAUUCAGCAAUGGGUCAAUCAUCAACAACAUGGACCUCGGAUUCGCAUCCACGUCUGUUCCCAACAACACUCAGAUUGCAGAUACUUUGAUCAGUGCUGCUUCAAACAUCUCAGCCUUCAACAUUGACACUGCUUCCAUUUUUGUGGAUGGCACACAAGUCUCAAGUGGAGUAAGCCACAAGAUCAGUCUCAUCACUGCAUCCUUCUUUGUGCUGCUGUCAUGGCUGCUGUCGAGCCAGCAAUAGCAUCCAUACUGAUAUUCAUGUGAAACCCCAUUAGAAAGUGAUGGCUAUGACUGGUAUGAAAAAGGACACUGUUCCCACUGAAAAUCCAAGGAAGACUUCUGAGGAUUGCAACUGUUAUACAGCCUGGAAAGAAUUUCCAGAUAUUAAAUUCAAAGUUAGAUUGACCACACCCAUUGAUAACAAACGUUAACUGCAACAAUGUUGUAAUGGCUUACAACUGAGACCUUAUAUAUAACCUUAUAUAUAACACCACACAUUAAACUUUCACUAUGCACAAAUACAGCCUUAACCUACUGUGCUAUAAUAGCACAUUUAGAAUCAAUUAUAUUUAAAUUGAACAUGUAACUAAGUCCUUUGCAAUGAAUAUAAUCCAAGAUUAUUUACGUUUAAUUUUGUUUAGUCCAUGUAAUUGCUGUCCAGGCAAGAUGAAAAAAAUGUAUUAAUUGGUAAUCACACACAGACAAAGGCUGUGGCCAACCCACAGUGCGACAACUAUGCAACUGUGUUCUAUAGACUCUUGUGCAAUCAAUUCAGAUUUUCUUCAUUUUCAGGCUGGAUUUGUGGAUUUUGAUGUAGUCAUGGUGAAAUGCUUCACCCGGGGCGUAUAAUAAUGAGGUAGAAAGGAGGUAUAUGUUUCUUUAUUAUUUGUUAAAUCAAUCAUUAACUAGCACUUCUAUGCUAUGCUAGUUGAAGAAGGCAUACUGAUGUAUAAACUAAUGUAUAAACAUGCUGCUUUUGCAUUUUUAAUUAAGUUAUUGUAACAGUGAAUUAAAACCUACCAUGCUUUACAGAAACAGUGUCUCUCCUUAAAGGAAAAUUCCACUAUCAUUAAACCUGGGUAGUAAUAGACCGUUUUUGUUUAAUUUUUUUUUUUUUUUUUUUUUUUUUGUUAAACCAGAAUGCUGGCCUUGCCAAAUCUUUUUUACUGUGUUGCUGUAGCAAAGGGUCAAUUUCAGGUGGGGAAAAAAAAAAACAUUCAGCCUAUACUGUGCUUUUGUUCCUAACCCUGAUCCAGAGGGUCAGAGGUAUGCUGAAUGACAUUCAUGAACUACGUAAUGUCAUAAGAACGUCCUACAUGAUUAUUGAGUCACUUUUAUAUUACAUUAUAAUUUUAUUCUUCAUUUUAUUAUUAUUAUUGCUAUUUUGUAUUUUGUAUGGUGCACAGGACAGAGAAAAAUCCGGAGUCAAAUUCCUUGUAUGGUCACACAUACUUGGCAAAUAAAGCUGAUUCUGAUUCUGAUUCUGAUUCUGAUAAUACUUUUUGUUUAUACUAUCACAUGUAUGUGCAUUCUGUAUGCUUAUCUGCAUGGUUUUUCAAUUUGUCCAAUUUUUCGGUUGUAACAAUGAUCAGUACACAACAAUUCAAAAAUUAAAAGUUUCCUUUUUUGUA